GGGCGCUGUCCAAUGGGGACGCCGCUCUUUGGCCUGCGGACAGCCCGAAGCCGCACCCUGCCGCCGCGGAGUGAGGGAGAGGAGCAGGCGGGAGGGGCCCACUGAUUCGGCCACGGAGGCGUCCACAGCGGCCGCCUCGUUUUCGUCGUCCCUGCCGGAUCACUGAAAUAGUGCUAUGAAUGGUGAAUCUGGUGCAGAGGUGGUAACUUCACCGCCUCCCACAGCUCCUCAUAAAGAGAGGUAUUUUGACCGAGUUGAUGAAAAUAAUCCAGAGUACUUGCGUGAGAGGAACAUGGCUCCUGACCUUCGCCAGGAUUUCAAUAUGAUGGAGCAGAAGAAGAGAGUCUCCAUGAUUCUUCAGAGCCCAGCAUUUUGUGAAGAAUUGGAAUCUAUGAUCCAGGAGCAGUUCAAAAAAGGAAAGAACCCAACAGGAUUAUUGGCUUUGCAACAGAUUGCAGACUUCAUGACAACAAACGUGCCAAAUGUCUAUCCAGCAGCACCGCAAGGGGGAAUGGCUGCCUUAAAUAUGAGCCUGGGCAUGGUGACGCCAGUGAAUGAUCUCAGGGGGUCUGAUUCUAUUGCGUAUGAGAAGGGAGAGAAAUUACUUCGGUGUAAACUGGCAGCUUUCUACAGGCUGGCCGACCUGUUUGGGUGGUCACAGCUUAUUUACAAUCACAUAACAGUCAGAGUAAAUUCAGAGCAGGAACACUUUCUCAUUGUGCCAUUUGGGCUUCUCUAUAGUGAGGUUACAGCAUCUAGCCUGGUUAAAAUAAAUAUCCAAGGUGAUGUGGUUGACCGUGGAAGUACUAAUUUGGGAGUGAAUCAAGCUGGCUUUACCUUGCACUCUGCCAUUUAUGCAGCUCGUCCUGACAUUAAGUGCGUUGUUCAUAUUCACACACCAGCUGGGGCAGCGGUGUCUGCAAUGAAAUGUGGUCUCUUGCCUCUCUCGCCUGAGGCAUUAUCCCUUGGAGAAGUUGCUUAUCAUGAUUACCAUGGGAUUCUUGUGGAUGAUGAGGAGAAAGUGUUGAUUCAGAAGAAUCUGGGGCCCAAAAGCAAGGUUCUCAUCCUCAGAAAUCAUGGUUUGGUAUCUGUUGGAGAAAGUGUUGAAGAGGCAUUCUACUACAUUCAUAAUCUGGUAGUUGCUUGUGAGAUCCAAGUACGCACUUUGGCCAGCGCAGGGGGCCCAGACAAUUUAGUGCUUCUGGACCCUGGAAAGUAUAAAGUGAAGCCUCGGUGUCAUGAGUCUCCAGAAGGGGAAGGGUCAGCAUCUCAUCCAAAAUGGCAGACAGGAGAACAGGAAUUUGAAGCUCUCAUGCGAAUGCUUGACAACUUGGGUUACAGAACUGGCUACCCCUACCGAUGCCCUGCUCUGAGAGAGAAGUCUAAAAAAUUCAGUGACGUGGAGAUUCCUGCUAGUGUCACAGGGUACUCUUUUGCUAGUGAUGGGGACUCGGGUACUUGUUCCCCUCUGCGGCAUAGUUUUCAGAAGCAGCAGCGAGAGAAGACAAGGUGGCUGAAUUCUGGCCGAGGAGAUGAUGCUUCUGAAGAAGGGCAGAAUGGCGGCAGCCCCAAGUCGAAGACUAAGGUGUGGACGAACAUUACACACGAUCACGUGAAACCCUUGCUGCAGUCUCUCUCGUCCGGUGUCUGCGUGCCAAGCUGUAUUACCAACUGCUUGUGGACUAAAGAGGAUGGACAUAGAGCUGCCACCUCUGCUGUCCCAAAUUUAUUUGUUCCAUUGAACACUAAUCCAAAGGAGGUUCAAGAAAUGAGGAACAAGAUCCGGGAGCAAAACUUGCAGGAUAUUAAAACUGCUGGUCCACAGUCACAAGUUCUUUCUGGGGUUGUUGUGGACAGAAACCUUGUGCAGGAUGCUCCCCUCUCAGACUGCACGGAAACAAUUGAAGGGCUCGAUCCCACAGAGCAGGCCUUUAGUCCCGCUAAAUCUCUGUCUGUUAGAAAGGGAGAACUGGUGACAGCAUCCAAAGCAAUAAUUGAGAAGGAAUACCAGCCCAGAGUCAUUGUGAGCACAACAGGACCAAACCCCUUCAACAAGCUCACAGACAAGGAACUGGAAGAAUAUCGCAAAGAAGUGGAAAGAAAGCAGAGGCAGUUGGAAGAAGACUCAGAAGAUGCCAGCCAGCAGAGAGACAAGAAUGCUGUUGACUACACUGCUGCUUGUAUCCCCCCCAGCACUCCAGCCAAGCUCCAGGAAGAGCCUGGUCAGGCUUACAAAGAUGACAGUGACGCUGCAACUUUAAAGCAAAGCCUCCCAGACCUCACCCCUGAUGAGCCUUCUGAAGCCCUCAGCUUCCCGGCCUUUGGAAAAGAAGAGGAAGGUAAAGACGAUAAAGAUCUGGCCCCAGGCCAGGCUGAGCAUCCUGCUGAAAACCAAGACCCCCAAGUUCAGCCUGGUGAAGAUGUGUUGCCCCCGCAGGCUGAGGAAGGGGCAACAGUGGAUGUGGGCAGUGAUGAGUCUCCUGGGAAGUCUCCGUCCAAGAAGAAGAAGAAGUUCCGUACGCCUUCCUUCCUGAAGAAAAACAAAAAGAAGACUGACUCCUAAACACCUCCAGAAAUGCUGUCAUGUGUUAGAAUUUUAAGUUCAUUAACCACUAGAAUGUAUCAGAUUGUACUGAGUGUUUUUUGUCUUAUGUAAAAAGCUGAACAAGUAACACCCUCAAGUUAUAGCUUGAUUGCUUCAGAUUAUAAUGGAAAAUUAACAAGCAGAAGGUGCUAACCCCGUGUAUGUUGCAGCAGCUGAAUUGGUUUAUUCCUGUAUGUAAACAGCAGAAGAAGACACUGAACUACUGUGUGUAACUUUUCAAACCCACGUUGCUUUAUAUAUGAAGGAAGCUCUUCCCACAGUGUCCUGCUUAAAGUGCGCUGCUAUCUGCUCACUCUAAAAAUUAUUCUUGUUCCAGAGCCUCCUUUGGUUUCCAGUGGCUUCGGAAACACUGACCAGUGGGUGAUUCUGUGUUUAUAUUUUUGAGGAUUUAUAUUAUUGGACUGAAUAGAUCUGCUUCUACGCUGCAUCAAUGCUGUCCUGAGGCGUUAAAGAAUGCCGCCUUCCUCAGUGGUAGCAUAGCUGAGACACUAAACCUGCUUGUGUUCUCUAAGAAGAACGAGGCGGCUCUUCUUUCCUGCUGAGCCCUCUGCCUGUUUUUAAUGAAGUUUCAUGUAAUCUAUUCCACAGAAAGAUGAUCUUUUUCACUGACUUUUUCCCUAGCAAAUAGUAUUCCAACUCCUCCUAGAAAUCCGAAGAUUAGUCUUGAGAGAUGGGUAAGAAAAUACCCUGGUAGCCAACGUGGACCUUGGUCCAAGUUGUGGCCUCCUGCUCACAUGCUUUAAUAAGCUCAGACAUGAUUAAUGGCUGCCGCAGCAGCUGCUGGUUCUAGAGUGUCUGCAGCCACGUCCAGUUGUGAUUAGAGCCAGGCCAGGAGAGCCCUGCCAAGGUUUGCCGUAUGCUGGCAGCAAGUGGCAGGUCUUGACAGAACUCGCCCUGUUCGCUUCUGCUUCCCUGCAGCCUCUUAUUUAAGCAGGGUUGCGGGAGUGAAUGUUAUAGAAACAGUGAACAUCUUACUCUAAUAACUGGGAUUCCUUCAGAUCUUAAAAUCUGAUUUGCAUCGGAUUGUAACAGAAGCAUUCACAUGUGACUUGAGGUCAGCAGGACCUAAGAGAUUUCUUUAACGAAUGAAUUAAAACUCAGUGUAAAGGCUGUGUAAUGAAAAAAAUUAGAGCUUGGCGUAUUUGAAUGCCUUACCUGGGGGGAUGAGUUCAGUGACUUCAUUAGAAACAGAACGCCUGAAUUAAGCUCCACAUUGGUAUCUUGGAGCCAUUGGAUAGAACAAUGCACAUUUACCUUGGUAAGACUGAUUCCGAAGAUUUAGAGGAAGGUCAGGGUCGAUGGUCAUAAUGCCACCGCUGCAGGAAAAUUGGCAGGCAGCAUCACUGCAGGAAGAGAGUAGCGACCGGAACUGGAAUGUUUCCUGUGGACUCUGCAUGGCAGUAACAGCUUUCAGCUUGUUUUCUAACUUUGUAUGUCCUGUGAACACUAAGCAGCCACCGAUCCUGAUUUUGCUCCGCUGUGUCUCAUGACCUGGGUUGAAAUUGCAUCACAAAAGCCACUGCUUCACGUUUCUGUUAGAAAACGUAGGGACUUUUAUCUUUUUGACCACAUAUGCAAUGAUUUUGAAGUUCUAAUUUUGUAGUUCUUGAUUCUUUGUAUUACAAUUUGAGGCCUAGUUGUGUCUGGUGUGUGGUACACACAGGGUGGGUGGGAGGGAAGUGGAAGAGUUCUGUAUUUUUUCUUCCUUUGUUGUAUCAUUCAGUUGUACACACAAAUAAAACUAUUCAAAGGA
Molecule: messenger RNA, 4358 nt
Organism: Sphaerodactylus townsendi
Lineage: Eukaryota; Metazoa; Chordata; Lepidosauria; Squamata; Sphaerodactylidae
Gene: ADD1
Product: adducin 1
Exons: 16
Coding region: 176-2563 (795 amino acids)
Biological process (GO): barbed-end actin filament capping; positive regulation of establishment of endothelial barrier; positive regulation of adherens junction organization
Cellular component (GO): adherens junction; postsynaptic density; cytoskeleton
Molecular function (GO): actin filament binding
Source: RefSeq, a predicted model, not a curated record